CUACGCCUCGGCCGCUGCGGGCAUUCUUGACAUCACCGGGGAACACUUUGUGGAGCGCGUUCCGUUCAACGAACAAAUCACAAAUUUUGCGAAUACAAUAGACGCACUAUCGGGCAACUUAAGCGCGGAUGUGGUGAAAGCGGACAUACCGAAUUGCAUCAUGUUUGUGGGGAUGGGUAGCAACGACUACCUCAACAACUACUUUCUCCCUGGUUACCCAACAAGUAUGAUGUACAAUGCUCAACAAUUUGCUGAUCUUCUGAUUCAGCAAUACACCCAGCAACUCACUAGACUGUACAGCCUUGGAGCAAGGAAAUUUGUACUGGGUGGGGUUGGACAGAUGGGAUGCAUCCCAACAAUGCUGGCCAGAACUGAAAAUGGGCAGUGCUUAGAUGAAGUGAACCAAGCAGUUGCCCCAUUCAAUGCCAACAUGAAGCAGAUGAUCGACAACUUCAAGUCCACUCUUCCCGACGCCAAGUUUGUCUUUCUAGACACCCAAAACAUGUUCCGAAACAUCAUCGCCAACUCCAAAACAUACGGGUUUAGUGUGAUCGAUCGCGGUUGUUGUGGAGUUGGGAAGAUGAAUGGGGAAGUGACAUGUCUUCCAUAUGAACAGCCAUGUGAUGACAGAGAACAGUACAUAUUUUGGGAUGCAUAUCACCCCACAUCUGCUGUCAACAUAAUACUUGGCAAGAUGUCUUUCAAUGGAGGCCCUGAUGUUGUGUACCCCAUGAACAUUCAGCAGCUUGCCCAGACUCAACAGCUGGCUCAUAUUAGAAUGCUUAAUGUCAUUUUAAAGUUUCAACAGAUUAUCCCUGAUCUCAUAAAUCUGUUUGUGGAUAUCCUUGAACUUUGAUUUGUGGAUCUUUUUUAGUGGUUAUUUAAUGUUCUUAAGAUUUUAAAUUAACUGAAACAUAUAUUUUUGAGUUUUGUCAUCCCUCCAAUAUUGAUUAAGGGGCUGUUUGGCAACUUCUGAAUGGGUAAGUGCUGAACCAGUAAGAGGUCUGAAUCAUUAAGUGCUGAACAAGUAAGAGAUCUGAACCAUUAAGAGCUAGUAUAUUGCUUAACUAUUCAGAGGCAAAUGUCUGAUCAAUUCAGAUAACAGCUCUUAACCAUUCAGACUCUGUAUAAUACUUAACCAUUCAGAGGCAAAUCUCUUAACCAUUCAGACAUCUGAACCAUUAAGAGGCUGAAACAAACAGUCUGAACCAUU
This is a messenger RNA of Cuscuta campestris, 1213 nucleotides long. NCBI's taxonomy places the organism in Eukaryota, Viridiplantae, Streptophyta, Magnoliopsida, Solanales, Convolvulaceae. The record is from the annotation of a GenBank genome assembly.